CUGAUUCGUUGAACGCGGCACGUGUAGAAUUACAACCAGUUAGCAAGUCCGAAACUUCUACAUUUCCUAGUUCAAUCUAAUAGUUGAACGCGGUAGAAGAUGCAGUCAACGAUAGUCAAACAGCCAUUGUUGAGUAAUUUUGCACAUGGGGUUCUAGUCUCAUUGAAUAUUUCAAGAAUUCUUGUCAAGAGUACAGCUGAUCAAGAACAUUGAUGACCAUCAGCUGAGAGCCUCUGACAGUGGCCUUGUUUAGUGACGUGCUGCUUCCACCCGUCUCCAUCCUUCUACCCUGGUCUCCAGUCCUGCACCCUCUACUUUGUUCUUGUCUCCACUCUAUCUUUCUGUCCUCAAUCCCUCCACCCUGGUCUCUGCCUCAACCCUCCACCUUAUUCAUACCCUCCCCGAACCAUCACCAUGGGGGCUGAGCAAGACACAGACACCAUUUUGACUGGCUCCAUGCGCAUGAAGCAGGAAAUCUCCCUGCUCCAAGGGGUCUGCCUCAUUGUGGGAAGCAUGAUCGGCUCAGGCAUCUUCAUCUCCCCCAAAGGGGUGCUCCUCUACACAGGCUCCUUCGGCCUGUCUCUGGUGGUGUGGGCCAUCGGCGGGGUCUUCUCUGUUUUCGGGGCCCUGUGCUACGCCGAGCUGGGAACCACCAUCCGCAAGUCUGGGGCCAGCUAUGCCUACAUCCUGGAGUCCUUUGGUGGCUUCGCGGCUUUCAUUAGGCUGUGGUCGUCCUUGAUGAUCGUGGAGCCAGCAGGCCAGGCUGUCAUAGCCCUCACCUUCUCCAACUACCUGGUGCAGCCCUUCUACCCCACGUGCUCAGCCCCCUACGAUGCUGUGAAACUCAUAGCAGCAGCCAUCAUCAGUCUCCUGACGUGUGUGAACUGUAUGAAGGUGAAGUGGGGGGCCAUUCUCCAGGUGGUCUCUACAGUAGCCAAGGUCCUGGCCCUCAUUGUCAUCAUCAUUGCUGGGAUGAUCAAGCUGGGACAAGGCCAGACGCAGAACUUUGAGGAUUUGUUUAAGGGUUCUAAAGUGAACCCUGGGGACAUGGCCCUGGCUCUGUACGCUGCGCUCUACUCCUACUCGGGCUGGGACGCACUCAACUUCAUCACUGAGGAGAUCAAGAACCCGAAGAGGAACCUCCCAUUGGCAAUAGGGAUCUCCAUGCCCAUCGUCACAGUGAUCUACAUUCUGACUAAUAUAGCUUACUACACCGUUAUGGAUGCUGGCACCGUGCUGGCCAGUGAUGCUGUGGCUAUGACUUUUUCUGAUUUGGUCCUGGGCUGGGCUCGGUGGCUGAUCCCCUUGUCAGUGGCCAUCUCCUGUUACGGAGGACUCAACUCCUCCAUCAUUGCUGUCUCCAGGCUGUUCUUCGUGGGCUCCAGGGAGGGCCAUUUACCCAACGUCCUCUGCAUGAUCCAUGUCGAGCGCUACACCCCCAUCCCAGCACUGCUCUUCAACGGAGGCAUGUCUCUGAUCUACCUGUGCGUGAAGGACGUGUUCCAGCUCAUCAACUACUUCAGCUUCAACUACUGGCUGUUCAUCGGCCUCUCCAUCGCCAGCCAGAUAUACCUCCGGUUCAAGGCUCCCAACAUGCCCCGGCCCGUCAAGCUCUCUCUGUUCUUCCCUAUAGUGUACUGCCUAUGCAGUGUGUUCCUGGUGGUAGUACCUCUCUACAGUGAUACCGUCAACUCUCUGGUUGGUAUCGGGGUGGCUUUGUCUGGAGCUCCAGUGUACUACAUCUGUAUCCACCUGCCCCCCUCCUCCAGGCCUGCCUUCCUGGGCAGGAUGCUCGAUGCGAUCUCCCUGAACACCCAGAAGCUGUGUCUGUGCUGUGUGGCCUCACGUGACCUAGACCUGGACAACAUCCCUGAGGAGAAGCUGGAGUGAGGGAUGAAAGGAGGUGUGGAGGGAUGGAGGUAGAUACUGAGCCAAAGGUGGAAACAGGCAGACCACAAUCACAGCUGCACUCCUUCUGUGCCAAUGAUGAACAUUUGUUUUGAAUUAAUUUUUUGCCAGGACUUUAUUAUUAAUAAUGUGUGACUUGCUUGUCCUAUGGGACUGUACAGUGUGUGUGUGUUCAGUGCUGAGGAAAGCCACUUUCUAGUGCCGGUGGACUCUGACAACCACAUGCAUGCAGCACAAUGUAGUUCACUCCUACUGGUUACACCUAUGGAGACGAUCAACCAUGGGAGUUUAACCAUUUAACAACGCAAGAAUAUCAAAUGGAGAUUUGAACAGGCCCUACUGACCAUUUAGGAGGAGUAGGUUUUCAUCAGCAGGACCUACUGAAUAAAGCUAGUGGAAAAUUGAUAUUUUUUAAAUAUUAAAUUAGUUAUUUGUUUUGAAAGAUGGAAGUGUCAGUCAAAGAUGCCCAUUCUGGCCAUACUUGCACUAGGCCAGGUGGUGUGUGUGCACAAACUGCCUGUCUGGUUGUUUACUGGUCAUUGAAGAUUUCUCCAACUUAGUGGCUGUCAAGUGACUGACUCAUGUACUAUAUGGAAACUGCCAUGGGUUGAGCCGUUAUGGCAUCAAAGUAAUGUUUAUUGGUGAAGCUGACAGACGGUGAAUUUUUAUUUUAUUUUACCUUUAUUUAACUAGGGAAGUCGAUUUAAGAACACAUUCUUAUUUUCAAUGAUGGCCUGAACAACAGCGCUUUACCUUGUCAGCUCGGGGUUUCGAUCUUGCAACCUUUCGGUUACUAGUCCAGCGCUCUAACCACUAGGCUACCUGCUGCCCCAGAAGAACAAAGUGGUCCAUAUUCUGUGACCACUUUGUAAUGUCCUUUUUUAUCUUCUUUAUUCCUCUCUACCAAACCAAGAUAAGAGAUUGUCUCUGACACAUGCUCAUUCUCAUAAGAAUAGAUUGCAUUUUCUCUUUACUGUGUUAUUUCUCACCAUUAAUCUGUCAGGUGAUAGUAAUUUAGUUACUGUUGCCGAUUGCCCAAUUUCGGCCUCACAUGGAUGCUAUCAUUCUAUUGGCCUUGCACACCAUGGCACACACAGGAAAUGUUACAAGAUCACCAGUUACUGACAUUGUUACAGCUGUUACCAUGGUUGCCCUAUUGAUGUCCAGAAAGGAACAUGUAGGCCUGUAGAUGACAUUGACUUGUAGCCUAUGCCCUUAUUACACCAAGCUGGCUCUCUAAGACAGCGUUGAAAUCACCAGCAGUGGCACGUUAACAGCACUUACUGAAUUUUGUGCUUGAUUUUAAGAUGUUACAUUUACUGACGUUUUCAUUUCAAACCAUAAGCCUAUCUGAAGAACCAAAAGGACAGUUGCUGAAAAUGUAGAAAGGAUGUGUUUCCAAUAAUAUACAGAGGACUGGUCUCAAUGUUUUUAUUUUAUUUUUUUGUAUAAAAAAAAUAUACCCAUGAGAUGGCGAUCCUAUUCAUGACCUCUCUGCCAUAGACUUGUCAUGGUGUCAUGCAUGUCUUGCUCUCUAUUGUUAUUUUUUUAUAGACCUAGAAAUCCAACAACAUGAAUUUGGUAGGAUUCAAUGCUGUAAAUAUGCACAUUCAUGCAAUUUGGAUGAACAUUUGAUGCAGCUUGCAGGAUUAGAGGAAUGCAACAUCUCCUUUACAAUGCAAUUCAUUGAGAAGCCCGAUCAAAUAUUAAAUCUACUGGCUGAGACAUAUUUGAUUUCUAUGCACCAUCUAGUGGUAGUUUUAUGAACUUCAGGUUGUUGAGAGCAAGUCAAUGUUGUGGAUCACUGUACUCUGGGCACUAGCAUCCAAAAGUAGUUGUUCUGAAUGCGCUGUCUCUUAUUGGUGUAUGCAUGUAUCUUGUCAUUGGAAAUUUGCUUUAAAGGGGCAAUCAGUAGUUUUAACUAUAACAAUGUGGCGCAGUGGUCUAAGGCACUGCAUCUCAGUGCUAGAAGUAUCACUACAGACACCCUGGUUCGAAUCCAGACUGUAUCUCAACCGGCCGUGAUUGGGAGUCCCAUAGGGUGGUGCACAAUUAUCCCAGCGCAUUCUGGGUUUGGGCCUGUAGGCUGUCAUUGUAAAUAAGAAUUUGUUCUUAACUGACUUGCCGAGUUAAAUAAAACGGGUACUCCCUGCCCCUGUUUUGGUAAAAAGCUGAGGGAGAAAUAUAGCCACUCAAAGGACUGCAAGGACUGACCAUCCAUGAUAUCAAAAUGACAGUCUUAACCAUUUUGAGGCCGUUUGUUUACAUUUACUUUGUUUACAAACAAAAUGUAAGCUUUUUCUCGGUUCUAAUGGUGAAAGUCAGUUGAACUAAGCUCAUCAGGCAUUUAUAAUUUAUAUUCUUCAAGAAUCAAUGGGUACAUAUCAUUAAUUUAUAAGUCUAAAAAUCGAUGUAGCAAUUGCAUAUUGACCCUUUUUAAUAAAUUAUCUAAUUCCAUCCAAAGCUGUUUACCAAGUCCUGUCACCUGUUAAUCAAAUCAAUUUGUUUGCAUUACAUGAACUGAAUGUGAAACAGAAACAUUUCCAUGGAUGUGUGACUGCUAUGUGAAUGUUUUUGGAGGUUUUUUUUUUGGUCACUUUUUAUAGUUCUCAGUGGUCAGGUGUACAUUUUUGAAAUUGUAAUAAUUUAGCAGAUGCUGUUUCAGAGUGACUGAAAUUGGCAAUUAGGGAUAGGUGCCUUGCACAUCGACAGAUUUUUCACCUAUAAAGCACAUUAAUCCAUUUUUACAUUUGGGAAUUAUUCUGGCCAGGUUAUGGCAGAGCCAAUAUGGACUGUGGUCGACCCGUGUCACUCGCUUUAUCAAUGUCACCCUUGGUGAUAUCGCUUUAUCAAUGCCACCCUUGGUGAUAUCGCUUUAUCAAUGUCACUCUUGGUGAUAUCGCUUUAUCAAUGUCACCCUUGGUGAUAUCACUUUAUCAAUGUCACCCUUGGUGAUAUCACUUUAUCAAUGUCACCCUUGGUGAUAUCACUAUCUUCAACUGCUGUUGGUUCACUUUCUGCAAUCAUUUUUACUCUACAUUACUGCAUAACUAUGGAUUCCAAGUACUGGUGACAUUUUAACAAAUGAACUCAUUAACUUCAAUCUGUCCAUCCACGUGACUGAAAUAUACAUUUCCUGUAUAGCAUGUUACUUUACAAAUCAAAGGUUUAACUUCACAAUGAGUGACUAGGUCCAUCACUAUACAUUACAGAACAACAGGCAUUUCUGUUUCAAUCUUUAGUAGGAAUAUUAUAUUUGGGUGUCUGAACUUGCUGAAUAAAAUAUCUCCCACAGGGGAAAUCAGUGGUGUGUACGUUUCUCUUGUUGUUCUUGUAAGAGUAUUAUAUGCAGCCAGAGUAUGGUUUUCACUUGUGCCUUUUGUAAAUGUGUUGUCUGCCAGACCAAAUGUAGGCCAUUUUUUAUAUUGUUGUGCGGCCUUCUAUGGCUGCGUUUCGCCAGACAGCCCAUUUCGGAUCCUUUUUCACCAAUUGGACUUUUGACCAAUCCUAUCAGCUUCUUUAAAAAAAUGUUUUUUUUUGCAGUAUUGUGCUGUCUGUUUAAACACAGCCUAGGAAGAUAUAUGAUGUGGGCGUGUUAGCCUGGUCGCACAUCGCUUUGUGCAGUCCUGCCAGCGGCUAUAGAACCAGGCUAUAGUGGUGUCCUUGACAUUGUUUCUCUCAUACCAAGAAGAGGAUCUUUGUAAUGACUGUUAUUUUGUUUAUCUGCAACAUCUUUACUGUCCAAAUGUUAAUAAAAAGCUGUGCACA
Messenger RNA from Oncorhynchus mykiss (rainbow trout), 5676 nucleotides. Its product is annotated as Y+L amino acid transporter 2. The record is from RefSeq and is a predicted model, not a curated record. NCBI's taxonomy places the organism in Eukaryota, Metazoa, Chordata, Actinopteri, Salmoniformes, Salmonidae. Gene Ontology annotation, molecular function: L-amino acid transmembrane transporter activity; basic amino acid transmembrane transporter activity. Gene Ontology annotation, biological process: amino acid transmembrane transport. Gene Ontology annotation, cellular component: membrane.